GUUCUUGGAUCACUCCAACCUUCAAAUUUAAUCCAACUCAAACACACACAGUUGUGGUGGAAUCACUGUUGCGUUUUUCUUUAAAUGCUUAAUUUCAAUUGCUGCUUUCCUUGAUUAACAUGAUGAUUCUCAACGCAACAACUCCAUGUCUUCCUGAUUCAUCGUCAAAAUUCAGUAAUGUCAAUCAUUCUCUCCCUCUUUCUGCAUUUGGCGCCACCGAUGCCACGGGAGUAAUUUGGAGUAGAAAUGCAUCAGGUAAAAGUUCUGUGAGUGGAUUGUCGUGUAAGGUAAAAGGAUUAGAGCCUGUGAAGCAUAAAUCUACCUGCGUACACAGUCAGCGUGCAGAAGAAAUCGUGGUUGAGGACGAAGUUACAGUGAUGUCAGAAACCAGCCCAGCAUUGAAAAACAUUCCAGGCCUACCAAAUCCUCUUGGAGUAUCAGAAACUGAAAAAGGGAUCAACUUUGCUCUUUUUUCGCAGCAUGCAACUUCAGUUACACUUUGUUUAUUGCUUCCUGAGAGGGGAGAUGAUGCAUCUCCGAAUGAUGGAAUGAUCGAGCUGAAGUUAGACCCACAUGCAAACAAAACCGGAGAUAUAUGGCACAUAUGUAUUCAGGAACUGCCUCGGAGCAACGUUAUUUAUGGUUACCGGGUAUAUGGUCCUCAAGGUUGGCAUCAAGGGCAUCGCUUUGACAACAGUGAUGUCCUUAUAGACCCUUAUGCAAAACUAAUCGAAGGUCGCCGGAUUUUCGGCGAUGCAAGUGAUAGGUUCUCUAAACUUUAUGGAACUUACGAUUUCAGUAGCUUGCCAUUUGAUUGGGGAGACAAUUAUGCCCAACCAAACAUACCAGAGAAGGACCUUGUAGUAUAUGAAAUGAACGUUCGGGCCUUUACUGCUGAUAAAUCUAGUGGUUUGGAACAAGAUAUAUGUGGCAGCUACCUUGGUCUAAUUGAGAAGAUACCACAUCUUUUAGAGCUCGGCAUCAAUGCAGUGGAGUUGCUUCCAAUUUUUGAGUUUGAUGAGUUUGAAUUCCAGAGGCGCCCAAAUCCUAGAGAUCACAUGAUCAACACAUGGGGCUAUUCCACGAUAAAUUUCUUUGCUCCAAUGACUCGUUAUGCCAGUGCUGGUGGAGGACCUAUUGGUGCUUCACAGGAAUUUAAAGAGAUGGUUAAAGCUUUGCACCUUGCAGGAAUUGAGGUCAUUUUGGAUGUUGUUUACAACCAUACUAACGAGGCUGAUGAUAAGAACCCCUAUACCACGUCAUUUCGUGGCAUAGACAACAAGAUAUAUUACAUGGUGGAUGGUAAUGGCCAAUUAUUGAACUUCUCAGGCUGUGGUAAUACAUUAAACUGUAACCACCCUGUUGUCAUGGAACUCAUACUUGACAGCCUACGGCACUGGGUCACCGAAUAUCAUGUGGAUGGAUUCCGGUUUGACCUUGCAAGUGUUCUUUGUCGAGGAACAGAUGGCUCCCCUCUCGAUGCUCCUCCACUUAUCAGGGCCAUAGCAAAAGAUAGUAUACUGUCCAGAUGUAAAAUUAUCGCUGAACCAUGGGAUUGUGGAGGUUUAUAUCUUGUUGGGAAGUUCCCGAACUGGGACAGGUGGGCCGAAUGGAAUGGGAUGUAUCGUGAUGACAUGAGAAGAUUUAUAAAGGGCGACACUGGUAUGAAGGGAGGUUUUGCAACUCGAGUUGCUGGUUCUGCUGAUUUAUACAAAGUAAACAAGCGCAAGCCAUACCAUGGAGUGAAUUUCAUUAUAGCACAUGAUGGGUUUACUCUUUACGACCUUGUGUCGUAUAAUUACAAGCACAAUGAUGCAAACGGAGAAGGUGGCAAUGAUGGAAGCAAUGAUAACCUUAGUUGGAAUUGUGGUUAUGAAGGGGAAACUUCUGAAGCCAAUAUCAAAGCCCUACGAUUCCGGCAGAUGAAGAAUUUUCAUUUGGCAUUAAUGGUAUCUCAGGGUGUACCGAUGAUGCUAAUGGGAGAUGAAUAUGGUCAUACUCGCUACGGAAAUAACAACAGCUAUGGACAUGACACUGAUAUAAACCAUUUUCAGUGGCGACAAUUGGAUGCAAGGAAGAACGAUUGCUUCAGAUUCUUUUCGGAGGUGAUCAAGUUUCGAAAAAAGAAUAGGGUAUUUAGCCAAGAAUAUUUCAUUGGCAAGGAAGAGAUAACAUGGCACGAAGAUAACUGGGAUAACUACGAAAGCAAAUUCAUCGCCUUCACGCUUCAUGAUCGCGAUGAAGGGGACGUUUACUUGGCCUUCAAUGCGCACGACUAUUUUGUUAAAGUUCCAAUACCUUCACCACCUCAAAAACAACGCUGGUUCCGAGUGGUCGACACUAAUCUUGAGUCUCCACACGAUAUGGUCCCCGACGGUGUCGAUGGCAUUGGGGAUACUUACAAUGUUGCUCCCUACUCUUCCAUUCUUCUUCAAGCAAAACCUUGAAUAUUCGAACUUUAAAAUAAAGUACACGUAGAUGCUAACUUGGAGAUUGGCAUGAUAUAUAGAGAUAUCCACACAUUGUAACGUAUGUAGAUGUAGUAUCGAUUUUAUAAAUGUAAGGAUGGUUUUUGCUUUGUUUUAUGGAAGCGGUUUCCAUUGUGAACUUUC
This is a messenger RNA of Cynara cardunculus var. scolymus (artichoke), 2612 nucleotides long. RefSeq names its product isoamylase 3, chloroplastic. Gene Ontology annotation, biological process: carbohydrate metabolic process. Gene Ontology annotation, molecular function: hydrolase activity, hydrolyzing O-glycosyl compounds. NCBI's taxonomy places the organism in Eukaryota, Viridiplantae, Streptophyta, Magnoliopsida, Asterales, Asteraceae. The record is from RefSeq and is a predicted model, not a curated record. Bases 120 to 2447 code for a protein of 775 amino acids. The transcript is spliced from 24 exons.